AGCGAGGAAGGAGAAGAGAGAAUAGCGAGGGGGGAGAGGAGAGAAUGGUGUCAUUUAGGGUGUCCAAGAAGGAUCCGGCCGAGGUGAAGCCAUCUCCGGCGGGGAGUGCCCAUUUCCUGGAGCGAUUCAUGGAAUUCGAGCAGGAAGGCUGCUACGAUGUGUUGCAGGGCACAAGCGUCGAUGCGACCGCGUUUCUGCCGGAAAAGAACGGGUUUGUGGCAGCUGCGAUCAAAGCUUACAGCUUCCAUCACAAUCUGGUGAUCCGGCCCGACGAUGUGUGGCUCGCCAUCGCUGUCCAGUUUGGAUUCUUCGUCAAUGGCAACGGGGAGGCGCUGCGAUCCAUCUUUGUGGAUCACGAGGGAAAGAAGGAGCUGGUUGUGUCCCAGCAGGCCGCGCUCCACAGCGGCGACUAUGGGCUCCUGGCGAGGGAGAUGAGUGUGGCGCUCAAGGAGACUGUCAAGGACGAGAAGGUUUGCGACUGGAUCUUGCCGAGCUUCUCGACCACGACCAAGAACGAUGUGGUGGUGGGCAGUGUGGUUCUCAUGGCCACCUUCAAGAGCUACUUCGAAUACAGGUUUCGUCUCUGCUGCGGGAUUCCAUACGUGACUCUCCUGGGAACCACCGAGGAUUGGGAGGAAAUCGAUCGGAGGGUGGACGAGCUGGAGAAAUACGGGAGCGAGUGCCAGAAGUGGCGUGUCAUGCUCAAGAAAAUCACCGCCCAGUUCGUGGAGAGCAGCAAAGGUAACGCUGACACGGACUUUUGGAACAGGAUUUGCCACCGGAUUGGAGGAGGAUCGGGCCCGCGAUACAUCUCCGGCUGGAUCUCUGCCUUCUGCGUCUUCGACAGCAAUGGACACUGGCGUGGCGAUGAAAAGUCCUACCGAAAGGACUUUUACAACGACGCUGUGGAGCUCGAGUAUCCAGUCAUCGAGGACAACAGUAUCCCUCCCGGCUACCUCACGGUGGAUGUCAAGGUGGACGACAACGGGAAAGCUUACGAGGCUUUCAUGUUUGCCGGACAUAUGAGGUACGAAGUUGUGGAGGACGACAACAAAGGGAUUGCUCCAAAGGCUGUCUGGGCCAUGACUCUCAAGGACAAGGCCAAGGCAAGGGUCACCAUUCGCCGCUUUUAGCCCGAAUGCCUCCUUCAAGUGGUUUAAACGCUUAAAACUGUUAUUAAGAGAUGAGUGUUUUGCUUAAAUGAUGAAUUUUGGUUUGCUUA
Messenger RNA from Selaginella moellendorffii, 1222 nucleotides. RefSeq lists its product as uncharacterized. The record is from RefSeq and is a predicted model, not a curated record. The transcript is spliced from 2 exons. Bases 45 to 1133 code for a protein of 362 amino acids. NCBI's taxonomy places the organism in Eukaryota, Viridiplantae, Streptophyta, Lycopodiopsida, Selaginellales, Selaginellaceae.